AUGGCCGGAUUUCUGCAUAAAUUCCUCAAGAGGCCUUCCUCUCUGAGAAUCAUCACAAGCUUCAAUCACCUCCAACCGUCAAGGCUUGCAGUUCCCUUCGGCCUUCAUCAACCUAAUCUCACUGGAAGCAAAUCAGACAAUCAGUGUUACUUAAACCCUGUACUGGGAUCUGUUGAACAACACAAGCCCACCUCUCCACAGCUCUUGCAGGUUUACCCUAGUUUCCCCUUCGGGUAUUGUCUGAAUCAAAUUCCCCAAACCGGUUUCGAUCAGGUGAACGAUGAGGAAGCUGAGGCCGGGUCGUGUGAUACUCGGACUAUUUGGGCUGACAGUGUCAAGAAGAAGAGGAAGAGGAAGAUGAACAAGCAUAAGUACAAGAAGCUUAGAAAGCGUCUCCGGCGACAGACCUAG
This is a messenger RNA of Nelumbo nucifera (sacred lotus), 411 nucleotides long. Lineage: Eukaryota; Viridiplantae; Streptophyta; Magnoliopsida; Proteales; Nelumbonaceae. The record is from RefSeq and is a predicted model, not a curated record.